GCGGUCCACAUACAUGCACGACUUUUGUGAACGACGCAUGGCCAUUUGGAUAGUAAUAUACAGUUGCUCUGUCAUAAAGCCCAGCUGUAGUCUAGCCAGAUGGAGUCGUUAGAAAUCUUUUGAGUGUAAAGAAAUAACAGAAAAUCACAUGGUUUCAUAUAACAAAACUGGCCACCCAUGCAGCAAUAGUCUGUGCCUCAUUAAGUUGAAAUUUAGAUCUAAUGCGUUUUAAAGAUUGCACCUGCUUCAUUAGAAUACUCAUCUUGUUUGCCUUGAAUAGUGCUAUCUGUUAAGAAGACCCCUGGAACAUGAUUUUUAAAGUGCACAGUCUGCACCAAGAUGUUUAUGAAUUAAGACGUUAUGUUUUAGACUGGUGUUUCAGAUGAAAGGGGUCGGCAAGGUAACAAAAGGGUUGACGUCAUGCAUCGCAUCCACCCGCACUCUGAGUCCCGCCCCUUUUUAAUUUCAGAAACCGGCGUGAUUGGUCGAGCACGCUGCUAGACGCGUCCUAGUCUAACCGAGAGCCAAUGGGGGUGAUGGUUCCGUGUUGAUGUAAAAGAGUAGGCGGGGCUAGCUGGCGGAGAAACCAGUGCGAUAGACGCUCCUACUCACUCUGCUCUAGGUGUCUCCGCAGCUGCGGUGUUGAAUCGGCCACAUUUUGUCGCGGUCCAGGGGAUCUUUAACCAUGCAUUUCGGUCUUGUGGAUUGGUGCAAAAUGAUUUCGUCGAAUGUCAUCCGUAAAUAACUGGAUCCCGGGUGUGAGGAGGAGUGUGUGGCCCAUGUUGCUCUAGGAGUGAGUGAGUGAGUGUGUGUGGGUGUGGGCGUGUGUGUGUGUGUGUGUGUGUGUGUGAGUGUGUGUGUAUGAGAUGCUGGCCUGUCUGCCAGGGCCAGGUGAUCUCUCCCUUCAGCUCCACCCCCACUCGCAGAUGAACACUGGACUUCAGAAAUGGGACACUCCACAAAGGAUGAGAUCUGCUCAAUAUCCAACCCCUGCGGAAUUGGAUGCUUAUGCUAAAAAGGUUGCCAACAAUCCACUCACCAUCAAGAUCUUCCCCAACAGCGUCAAAGUCCCUCAGUGGAACCACGUUCGCCGCACAGUCAACGGACUUGACACCGCUGGCCCUCGAUAUAGUCCCUACCCCUCCUCUCAGGCCACUGCCAAAACUGGUCUCCUUGCCGUCGUUAAAGUACCCCUAGUCAAGGGUGUCAUCAAGGACUUCAACGGCACACGGGCACGUCUGCACCCGGAGGUGAUUAUGAAUGCUGCCGGCACCCCUUAUGCAGCCAGCUCGGCCAGCACUUUAAACCUGCACCACCCAUCACAGGGACCUCAGAGAGUGUCCCAGAAUCCGCAGGGGCUUCAUCCACACCCUCAGAAUCUCCAAACUUUGCAACAGCCUGGGCCUCCACACCAAGGACUCAGACACCGACCUUCCUCCUCCAUGCCACAGCAGCCCCAGGGUCUUCCAAGGCCCCAGACUCUGUCCCACACGCCUUCUUUAGUCCACCCUGGUGCCCACCAACCUUCAGCAAUCCUGCUUCCUCAGCAGCACCUACAGAACCCCCCUGCAAGCCUGCAGGUGGGUCCUCGAAAGUUAUCGGUUGCAGAUGCCCCUCCUAACGUGACUGUUUCUACCUCAACCAUUCCAUUGUCCAUGGCCGGAGGGCUCCACCAGGGACGUCAGGCAGACUUAAACAGCAUAGUGCACCAGAUAAGCCAGUUCUGCCAGGCUAGGGCUCAGGGAGCAAGUGCCACGUCAAUGUGUGAAGGGCAGAUUGCCAACCCCAGUCCCAUUAGCCGAAAUCUACUCAUCAACGCCAGUUCUCGAGUCUCAGUGCAUGCGGGAAACCCUAAUGCACUUGCUCCCGGCCUCAUGCAUCCAUCGUUUGCUAUUGGACCUCCUGAUAAAGUGACUGCUUCUGCGCCAGUGAGUGCGAUGCCUCCUCAUAACAUGGUCACAAUGAACCACGUGUAUCACAGUGGUAUAAAACAACAGCACCUACAGCAUCAAAGCCAACAACCACAGCGAAAUCCCCAACAGCCGCAGAUGAGGUCCUGGACUCAGCAUCAGCUCGCUCACCUACAGCACAUCUCGGAAGGGGGCAGGCACCCCUGCAAACCUCCGAAUCAUGACCCUGGCCUCCCUUGCAAGGGCAUUACCUAUACCCCAGAAAUGGGCAUAGGGCAGCCUUAUGCCAUUAAACCCUCAAGCCCCUCGCCGCCACUUGCUAACAACACCAUCAAUGCAAUGCCACCAGGUGUGGUGACACAUUACACCAAUGGACAGUACUACCACCAGCCGACGAUGUGGGGUAGUAUCCUUCCCACGCCGAACAGCGACAGUUCCGGCUCACAGGACCUCCCGGUGCCCUUCCAUGGCACUGGCACAGGCAAUACCAACCCCACCCCAGCGAUGGACUGUGUCUCCGCGGGAGGAGCGGCCCAUUACCAAUUAGUAGGGGGUGCCUUAAUAGGGCAGACUAAUCUGAUGCAAACAGCAGAUUACAUGGGAGGGGACUUCCAGACGCCCUGCUUCCGAGAUCAGAAUCUCAUCCUAAUGGGGAAAAUGCACAGACCACCCCCUAUGGGCCGGGUAGUGGUCCCCCCCUCCGAGACGCAAGGCCAGCACCCAGGGUACAGAUAAGCUUCAGCCUACAAGCCUCAGACACAGUCUCUUCUCAGUGAAGUCAGCCACACACGCUUGUCCUCGACACCUCCUGUUAGUCUUAAUGAAAUUCCAUUUCAAGAGGAACUGAAAGAGCUCAUAAUCUCAAGGAUGAUUGUUGAUGAAAACAAAAAAACAACAACAAUACAAACAUGUCUAAUGAAGAGCAGAGUUUUGUGUAAAUCUUGCAAGUGAUCAAUUUUUUUUUUCUUUUUACAAGUGUUUUUUACAAGGCACUAGAGGGAAUGCUUUUUUUUUCAUUUUUUUUUUUUCAUCCAAUUCUGUCUUGUGUCUGUCUCUAGGUGCCCUGGAUUUCAAGUGCUCCUGGGUUAUUUAUGAACGUCUUUCUUGUGUUAGUGCUUACUUUAUUAAAGGUGUCUUGUGAAAUAGAUCACUUUUGAACUAAGGGGCACCAGACCUUCUGUUCAUUGGAGAACCAUCAUGCUUUCAUUUGAGAGAUCUUUGUUUUGAGCCCGUCUUAUAACAUCAAAAAGGCUGAUAGACUCAAAGCACUUCCCUCUUCAGCGUGACACAUUUUUCAUCCUAUCUUUCUUCAGUGUCUGAGCUAUGUGGGAAUAUGCCAGUCACUGGUCCCUUCAGACUGUUCCUAAGUGAAAGCUUUUGUCAUGUGUUCCUGUGACACAGGGUACCUGUUUUUCUAAAUAUUUAGAAAUCAGAUGGAUUUGUUAUAGGCUUUAUGGAUUUAUGUGUGACAUUUGAACUGCUUUAGGCUUGUGAAAGGUUGAAACAUCAAUUUGUUUUGCUAAACGCUUUGUGAGCAGCAGGAAACUUAAAUGACAGGAACCGCAUACAUAUAUAAAACCUCUUUUACAGUCUUUCAGUGAUGCAACAAAUCAGGUGUCAUUUUGCAUUCUGAGUCACUAAUGUGAGGGAAGUUUUUUAUAAUGAUUGUGAAGGAUUCUGUCUUUUCUCUUUAAUGCUGUUAAGGCCAAAGCAGAAGAGCUACAGAUGUUUUCAUGUUAAAGCUGUGCUAUUUUUGUUUCACCUGAUCAUUAUACUCCCUUUAUUUCUUAACAUAUGAGAAACUACUACUUGAAUUGUAUAGAUGAGUUGUGCAGGUUCAGUUGGGUCAUAUGUGGUAUAGCUGUAAGUGGGUUUGCAGGAUUAAACAUACUACUGAAGGUGGUGUCUAUAGGCUUGUUGCUAGUAUUAUGAUGUAGAAACUAUGUACCAAAUCAAGGGUUUAUGAUCCUGCGUUUUCUAUAAUAAUGUAAAGUAGGAAUUGCUACUGACUCUUUUGUGAAGUGCGCUUUAAUUGACCAAAUUGAUCACUUGCAAGAUCAUUUGUGGUUAAAUUGAAGACUUUUUAAAAGCAAAAAAAAAAAAAGUCAAAAAGGUAAAACAGCAGGCGAAUUGAUUAUUUUAUUGUACACUGGCUUAUCUACUGUACUGCUGUAACUUUAAAGAAGUGUAAUAACUGUGUAUGAAUGUGGCUGCAUAUGGAUAUGGGUUCACAGAUUUAUUUGGUGUGCAUGUGAUGAGCGCAGGUGUGUGUGCGCUGGUGGGUUGGUUUGUCUUGACUCACGGUUGGUUUGCCUCCCCUCAACAGCCCUCAUGAAGCCUUAAGUAUUUGGUCCUUGGACUUUCCUUUGACAAACAAGCAUGAUUAUAAUAAAGGUAUAAUGAAUUCUGAUUUUGAAAAAAUAGUCUAUAAAGGAACAGCAUUUUUCCUUGUUUAUUUUUAUUAACUUGAGCUUUUGUUGAAUAGAAAAGUAGUUCUUUAGAAUUACUUUAUAAUGUAAACAAAGAAAUAAAGAAUAUUUUAUCGUCAUUGUUUUAUAGCUGUGUGUAGCUGUGGGCUGUAACAAAAUAUUUUCAUUCCAUGUUUCAAAGCUUCAGUUUUGCAAUUUGUGCUACUUAUAAAUCUGAACUAGAUUUUUUUUCCUCAUUUAAUUAUUAUUUUCAUUUUCAUUUUGCAAUUGCUGUUAAAUGGAGGAAGCUUCUAGAAGCCUUUCUCGUAUCUGUAACUCUGGCUGUCAACUGAAUGCGUGGGAAGAAUCUGAAGAGUGUGAGAGUUGUGCUACUUUUUUUUUUGUAAUAUUGUAAUAAAAUAAAGUUCUAAUUUAUGCUUUCA
Messenger RNA from Carassius carassius (crucian carp), 4761 nucleotides. It is a transcript of the gene fam222ba, whose product is annotated as family with sequence similarity 222 member Ba. The coding region runs from base 867 to 2645 and encodes 592 amino acids. Lineage: Eukaryota; Metazoa; Chordata; Actinopteri; Cypriniformes; Cyprinidae. The record is from RefSeq and is a predicted model, not a curated record. The transcript is spliced from 3 exons.